Molecule: messenger RNA, 5394 nt
Organism: Scylla paramamosain (green mud crab)
Lineage: Eukaryota; Metazoa; Arthropoda; Malacostraca; Decapoda; Portunidae
Gene: Tsp
Product: cartilage oligomeric matrix protein-like
Exons: 22
Coding region: 356-3610 (1084 amino acids)
Biological process (GO): cell adhesion
Cellular component (GO): extracellular region
Molecular function (GO): calcium ion binding
Source: RefSeq, a predicted model, not a curated record
CUGUCCUCCGAAAUCUUGCCUUACUGAGAAGAGGCAUGCUUACAGAUAUACUCAUUGUCUUAGUGAACCCGCCCACCCCGGACGUGAUUGCGUCUCAGAGCGGCGAGGGGACAUCACGUGACGGUGUAUCAAAUAUCCUUAAGAAAGUAACUUCAGGCUCGCCCACGCAGAUGUCACAGUGUAUGGAGGUCGAGGGCAAGCGCGUGGGCCGGGGCAUGGCAGGCCCACCACUUCCCUCGCCGGCCCGCGCCAGCCACUGUACCCGCAACCUGCGUGCCGGGAGGACCGCGCCGUGUCUCUCCGUGCCCACCCGAGUAUCUUGUUCGCUCCUUUGCGCUCCGGUAGCAUCGCCGUCAUGAGGAGGUCAGCGAAUCUCCUCUUCCUGGCGGCUCUCGUGGCUGUCUCCGCCGCCGCUUCGUAUGACAGAGGGCAUGAAGGUCCACGUGCCCGCUGGAGGCUAGGGCGAUUCCCAGGUCACCCACGUCAUCUCCGCGCCCACGCCAAGGACGCCUGUACCGCACUGACGUCCUCUGCGCGUGCUGCGGUGCGCGAGGACACGCUCUUCUUCAGUUUCAUGGGGGUGAGGCCCCCCAGGAGGACAGGCAGCCAGCAGGUCCUCCUCUCCCUCGCCUUCCCAGGACACAGUCGUUUCUCAUUGGCCCUCGACCGUGUGCUGGGCCAGGUGACGCUAAACGCUAUAACCAACGGGGUGAAGGAAACCCAGCGGCUGGCGGCGCCGGCGGUGGCGGGCCAUACGGCGUUGAGCUCCCUGCUGCUGGUGGUGGACCAGGCGGAGAAGCGUGCCAGCGUUUACGUCAACUGUCGCCUGCAGGGCUCCGUCAGCCUGCCGUGGACUCCGAGGGAGAUGGCGAACAGUGGCGACGAGGACCUGCGAGCGUACCAUGACCGACACGUGGAGGUCACCCUGGACUGGCAGGCGUCACUGCUGGAGCUGCUGCAGAAGAUGGGAUGCCCUGACAACGAUGGAGGCGAGCGUGAUCCCAACCCCGUGCAAGCCCAAGCCAACGAGGUGUACACUUACCGCAGAGCGGUGAGGUGUCAGAACCUCCAGUACGGGGAACCUUGUCCCACUUUCACGCAGCCCAUCGCCCCUCCCGACCGAGGAGACAUCCCCAUCCUGCACGAUGACGAGAGCAACACCAAGCUGAUCAAGACCAUCGCCGAGCUGAUUGAGACCAUCAAGGAGCUGCAGACGGAGAUCCAGACACAGAGGGAGGAGACCGCUCUGCUGCGCGACGCUCUGCUCAACUGCGAGGCCUGCAAACCGGACACGAACCCCUGCUCGCCUAACCCUUGCUACCCUGGCGUGGACUGUUACCGGGGCCCUGAGGGCGCGCGAUGUGGGGCGUGUCCCAGGAACUACGUGGGCGACGGCUACACCUGCGUGCCGGGCACCACCUGCGACGACCAGCCCUGCGCUCCGGGUGUGCGGUGCAUGGACACGGUUGACGGGUACCGGUGCGGCCCGUGCCCCAUCGGCCAGACCGGGGACGGCCGCACUUGCUCGUACAUCAACGCGUGCGAACCCAACCCCUGCUACCCCGGCGUGCGUUGCAGCGGCAUCAGCAGCGAGCCCUACUACCGCUGCGGCCAGUGUCCCGGCGGUCUGACGGGCGACGGGGAGAAGUGUGACGACAUCGACGAGUGUGACUUGGCCUUUCCCUGUGACCCGCGGGUGAGGUGUACCAACUUAUCUCCAGGGUUCAGGUGCGAGUCAUGUCCGCCAGGCUUUACGGGGUCUGUGGGUCUGCAGGGCAUCGGCAUCGAGUUCGCUCGCCUGAAUCAACAACGGUGUUAUGACAUCGACGAGUGUAACGACGGCAGGAACGGCGGCUGUGUGGACAACUCCCAGUGUGUGAACACCGAGGGCUCGUAUUACUGCGGGCAGUGCCGGGCAGGCUUCGUGGGCAACCAGACAUCGGGCUGCAGAAACGGGACUGGUCUCUGUCCUGACGGGAAGCAAUGUGAUGUAAAUGCCGAAUGUGUGAAGCCUUUCGGCCUGGACAGGUACAUUUGCAAGUGCAAGGUUGGGUGGGCCGGUGACGGCCAGACUUGCGGCCCUGACCGUGAUCUGGACGGCUGGCCGGACUACGACUUAGGCUGCAGCGACAGGCGGUGCCGGCAGGACAACUGCGUCAUCACCCCCAACUCCGGCCAAGAGGACUCCGACAACGACAACAUGGGCGACGCUUGCGACGACGAUGCCGACAACGACGCCAUCCGCAACAGUCCGGACAACUGCCCGCUGGUGUCUAAUCCUGACCAAUCUGACACCGACUCCGAUGGUGCCGACAAGCAGGGCGAUGCGUGUGACAACUGCCCGACCAUCCCCAACGUGGACCAGAAGGACAACGACAAGGACGGGAUAGGAGACGCCUGUGACCCCGACAUUGAUAAUGAUGGCAUCCUCAACAGGAAGGACAACUGCCCUCACACACCCAACUCCGACCAGGUGGACACUGAUCGGGACGGUUUGGGCGACGCCUGUGACAACUGUCCGAAGGUUAGGAACCCCCUGCAGGAGGACAGUGACAAGGAUCUGGUGGGCGACGUCUGUGAUACCAACGAUGACUAUGACAAGGACGGCAUCAACGAUAACCAGGACAACUGCCCUGAGACGAUCAACAGCGACCAGCACGACGCCGACAAUGAUGGGAUCGGCGACGAGUGUGACCCGGACGCGGACAACGACGGCAUCCCCAACGAGAUAGACAACUGCCAUCUCGUCUACAACCCGGACCAGACUGACUCCGACGGCAACGGGCAGGGCGACGCGUGUGAUGGUGACACCGAUGAUGACAGAGUGGAGGAUUACCUCGACAACUGUCCCAACAACUCCAAGAUUUACGCAACGGACUUCAGGACUUACCAGACAGUGGUGUUGGAUCCCGAGGGAGACUCCCAGAUCGAUCCCAACUGGGUCAUCUACAACAAGGGCGCCGAGAUUGUGCAGACCAUGAACUCCGACCCUGGCCUGGCUGUGGGCUUCCAUAGUUUUGGUGGCGUGGACUUCGAGGGAACCUUCUUCGUCGACACUGAGAUCGACGACGACUACGUAGGGUUCAUUUUCAGUUACCAGGACAACGCUCGCUUCUAUACCGUCAUGUGGAAGAAGAACACCCAAACCUACUGGCAAGCGACUCCCUUCCGUGCCGUGGCAGAGCCGGGGAUUCAACUCAAGCUGGUCAACUCCUCCACCGGGCCGGGCCAGAUGAUGAGGAAUUCGCUGUGGCACACUGGCGACACUGAGAACCAGGUCAAGCUUCUGUGGAAAGACCCGCGCAACGUUGGCUGGAAGGAGAAGACUGCCUACCGCUGGCUGCUGCUGCACCGCCCCAAGAUUGGCUUCAUCCGCCUCCGCGUCUUCGAGGGCGAGAACAUGGUGGCUGACUCCGGCAACAUCUUUGACGACCAUCUCAAGGGCGGUCGCCUAGGGGUCUUCUGCUUCUCUCAAGAAAUGAUCAUUUGGUCCGACCUCGUGUACCGCUGCAAUGACCACUUGCCUGAGGCCAUCUACAACCAACUGCCUCCCGAGAAACAGCGCUUGGUGUACAUCGACGUGAGCCGCCCCGUGCCCAAUGGCUUGUAGGAUGCCGCCGGGGUCACGCUGCCCGCCCCGAGACACCCACAUCGGAAACCUUCUUAAAGUUUGAAUGUUUCCUGGUACUUUAUGUUCAUUGUAUUGUACUUUCUUUGGAACGCAAUGGUAUAUAUUAACAUAAAUGUAUGUUCGGAUGUUUUGAAUGUACAAAGUGUAGGGUCACUCGAAAACUUAGUGAUCGAGACGAGCCAGUGUGCCGAACUUAGCCCUGACUCUGGGAAGGUUACUUCUUCAUAAAUGGUGUUUAGAUUUAAAGAACUAAAAUUUUCGAGGUUGGUAGAAUUCGACGGGCCUAAAAAAAAAAAAAAAAAGGAUUAGCCAAGAUGGUGCUGUACUAAGCAGGUACUGAGGGGAGCUACCUCAGAUGACUCUUUGGUGUUACGUAGACUAGACAUCGAGUUGGCGAUGACCAGUGCUGAGGGAGGCACACUGCUCCGUGACAGAAGGAUUUCUUAACGAUGGUUUCUAAUAAAGCCAUGGGCAAGGCAGGGCAGGGCAGGACAGGACAGGGAGGCGAGCCGGCAUACAUCUCUGCCGUCCGCUCGCCGUGUUGCCACAAGUCACCACGACGAGUGGCGCCACGGCGGUUCUGGUGGGGCUUGUUCGGUGAAAGUCCCUGUAGGCAUCAGUACAGAUCUUGGCUCAGUCCUGCUAUGAUACUAAACUCUAGCACGUGACUUAUAAGUUACUUGUAAGAUGACUUAUUGACUUACACUUUAUUCCUUUAUUUAUAUUUAUUUGUGCAUUCAUUGUUUUCGGCUUCAACCAAUGAUUAGUUUCUAAGUGUGACACCAAAGCUCUGAUGUCACAGUCUGCUCAGUGGCGGCAUCGCAGGGACUCCUCUCCUGCCAGACGCGACCACCAUCAAUUGUUAUUCCUGCGUCUUUGUGCCGAUACCUACUCGAGCUGAAAUUCUUUAAUGUAGAUCUCGUGGCAAGAGCAUCAUGCAACUCAUUUGUGAUUUCAAAAACUUGACUAGAUAGACUGGAACGAACAGUCUCACUGAUCAUAUUAUUAUUGUUAUAUUUAUAUCUUUAUUAUCAUUAUUACUCUUAUAAUACUAUUAACGUUAAACAUUUUUCCCACAAUCAAGGCAAGCAAGAUAUGAAGUUAUCAGGAACUCUUGGUGACUACCUUUGUACAUACUGAUUUCCCUCCAGAGUAAAUAGGAUAAGCAAUACUGUGUUGGGUGUUGGGUGGUGAGCGCCUCCUGGCCGCAGGCAAGCCCCUGCUUCUGGCCUCAAGGAUAAGGUUUGCAGUGUUCAGUGUUCAAAAGAAAGGUUUUCCAGGCUAAUGUUUGCAUAAUUUACUGGCAAAAGUAAUGAGUGUAUAAUACAGCGCGAGUUCCCGCUGUUUUAGAAUAAUCAUUAGUCGUAAUUAGUAUUGGUAAUCAUGAAAGAUAUUAAACUAUUUUCUUUUUAGAUUAGUUUAUGUGUAAGUAACGUUUCUUUAUAUAUUUAUGUUGGGUGCACGCCUCUGUACAGUGACAGGCUGCCGGUGCUUGGGAUGAGAGCGCCCUCGAUGAGAGCGCUUUCUUCUGACAACAACAGAUUACAAUACUCAUUUUUGUAUGAAAGCAGCAAUAGUAAGCAAUAUUAGGAACACCAACAAAGCGUUGUUAUAUAUUAAGCCUAACGUCUACUAAAAUCGCUGGCCACACCAGGCACACCACGCUAGCUGGCAUCACGCUGUUCUCAUUCUGCAGUAGACUGUCGUUUACCGCAAGUCCAUUUCCAUUUUCAAAGCGAAUCAAUAAAAACUAAAAAAAGAAA